Messenger RNA from Pangasianodon hypophthalmus (striped catfish), 1216 nucleotides. It is a transcript of the gene blcap, whose product is annotated as bladder cancer associated protein. The record is from RefSeq and is a predicted model, not a curated record. The transcript has 3 exons. NCBI's taxonomy places the organism in Eukaryota, Metazoa, Chordata, Actinopteri, Siluriformes, Pangasiidae. Bases 470 to 733 code for a protein of 87 amino acids.
UGGCAGAAGCCUGUAAGCUCCCAGUGCAGCCAAAUAAAUAUUGUCAAUAAAAUCAGAAUAAAUACUGCCAGGGCUUUUCCAAGAUUGAUUAAUUUAUAACGGGAGAAGGGGAUGAAGCUAAACAAGGAAUUAGCAAUGUUGCUCCUAGACAGCUGCGCAGAGCCGAUCACUUCAGCAUGAACCGCAGCGAUUACGUGUAUGAUGGAGAGAAUUAUAAUCAGGCAUUUUGUAGGGCACGCGGCUGUUGGGGUCCUUGACUGCUCGCUAAAACUAAACAGCCCUAUGUGAGGAGCAGUGGAGUUCGUGUGGGUGAGAGCACGCUGUUCAGUACGAAGAAUGUCAGGCCUGACGUAAUAUCUGGACUACAAAGCUGAGCUCCACCAGCAGUUGGUGGUUGUACAACACAACCACCCAUCACUCUGGAUAUCUGUUUUGAAACUUGACCACUUCCAGCAACUACAAAGAGACAAUGUACUGCCUCCAGUGGUUACUUCCGGUCCUGCUGAUCCCAAAGCCGCUGAACCCAGCUCUGUGGUUCAACCAUUCUAUGUUCAUGGGCUUCUACUUGCUUAGCUUCCUGUUGGAAAGGAAGCCAUGCACCAUUUGUGCCUUAGUGUUCCUCGCAGCAUUGUUCCUCAUUUGCUACAGCUGCUGGGGGAAUUGCUUCCUUUACCACUGCCAUGACUCUCCACUGCCAGACUCCGCACAUGAUCCCAACAUUGUGGGCACCUAGACUCCAGAUCCUCAAGAAAUCCUCCGUAAUGCUUCUUGGACAAACGAACAAAUGAACAAAUAUCUAAUGAGAAAUGCUGAGAAAUUUGCAGAAGAUGAGAGCCUCACUGAAGUCAUACUUUAAUUAAUCACAAACUAACCUCUUGCUGUUACUUUAUUUUCCAUUCUGCAAAGAGGGCACAAAUUUUGGUCCAUGGCUUAUAGGGUUCUUCUGUUUUAAUCUUUCAGUCCAACUUUCCUUUAAUUCAUUAGUUGCUGAAAGAUUCUGAUGUGUGAGCAUGUACGAGUUUUAUCAUAUAAAUUUCUGUUCUUGUGUCAAUCAGUUUAAAUCCCAGGGUCUGAGGUGACUUCAGUGGUGGUGAAUGUCCAAACUGAGCUUACUGGAGCUCAGGAGUAUUGAAAGUAAUGAGUUGUACUUGUGUGCAGCUCAGUUUGUUCAAAUGCUGUUGCAGCUUUUAAUUCAAUAAAGUUCAUAAUGCGCAAA